This is a messenger RNA of Hemibagrus wyckioides, 12688 nucleotides long. RefSeq names its product intermembrane lipid transfer protein VPS13B-like. NCBI's taxonomy places the organism in Eukaryota, Metazoa, Chordata, Actinopteri, Siluriformes, Bagridae. Bases 198 to 12146 code for a protein of 3982 amino acids. The transcript has 63 exons. The record is from RefSeq and is a predicted model, not a curated record.
GCGGAAGGUGUGAUUAGGUAUGCGGAAGUUGCUAAUGUUUGGACUGUGAAACCUGGAUAAAACAAUGAAUAUAACUUGAGUCAUUGCUCCGAUUCCAUCGUGUAAGGAACAGGUGUAUUUAUCUGGAGAUCAUGUGACCUGUGCAGCAGAGCUCAUUUAGGUGGUUUUGUAGGAACAGGGACUGAGAGACAGUCAGGAUGCUGGAGUCAUAUGUUACUCCACUGUUGAUGAGCUAUGUGAACCGCUACAUUAAGAACCUGAAGCCUUCUGACCUGCAGCUCUCACUCUGGGGGGGUGAUGUGGUGCUCAGCAAGUUGGACCUCAAACUGGAUGUACUGGAGCAGGAACUGAAGCUUCCCUUCACUUUCCUAAGUGGUCAUAUCCAUGAGUUGCGAAUACAUGUACCAUGGACCAAGCUGAGCUCCGAACCAGUUGUUGUCACAAUCAACACCAUGGAGUGCAUCCUCAAGCUGAAAGAUGGUUCUCAGGAUGAGAAUGAGAGCAGUACAUCCAGUUGGAGUGCCUCUGAGAAGAAUGUGCCUAAACCUCGACGAAUCCAGCAGACUUCCCCUGACCCUGACUUACCCCCAGGCUAUGUACAGAGUCUAAUCCGCCGUGUAGUAAAUAACUUGAACGUCGUGAUCAAUAACCUGAUUCUGAAGUACGUGGAGGAUGACAUUGUGCUGUCCGUCAACAUCACUUCAGCUGAGUGCUGCACAGUGGAUGAGCAGUGGGAAAGAGCCUUCAUGGACAUCACAUCUCCUAAGCUUGUUUUGAGGAAGGUGAUAAAUUUUGCAGACUGCACAGUGUGUUUGGAUAAGCGGAAUGCCAGUGGGAAAAUUGAGUUUUAUCAGGACCCAUUGCUCUACAAGUGCUCCUUCAGAACCCGGCUUCACUUCACCUACCACAACAUCAAUUACAAAAUCCCAGCCAUCAUCAAAAUCCACACAAUGGUUGACAGCCUUAAGUUGUCUCUGACAGACCAACAGCUUCCCAUGUUUGUGCGGCUGCUGGAGCUCGCAGUGGCUCUAUAUUAUGGGGAGAUCAGAGCUCAGAGAGAUGGAGAGAGAGAGGAGAGUUCUUCUACUAAUGAAGUUGUGGUUAACAUUCCAGCAGGGGUGGUGAAUGAGGGCAUGGAUCCAAAUGCACCAGGUCAAUAUUCAACACCAGAUCAGUACAUGCAAAAUGACAAUGAAGAUCAGGGCUGGGUGUCAUGGGCCUGGUCGUUUGUCCCAGCCAUCAUCAACACUAACGAGGAGGAGGAGUAUUAUGCUGAGAUGGAGAGCACCGGGAAUCCUAGCCCACUACAGUCCUCUCUCAGGGAACCCAUAGUCUCUGUAGGGUUCUACUGCACCAAAGCCUCAGUUACAUUCAAGCUAACAGAGAGCAGUUCUGAGAGCAGUUACUAUAGCCCUCAGAAAGUGAAGUCACAGGAGAUACUCUGUGUGGAGCAGGAAGGUAUCACUGUGGAGGCAUUGAUGAUGGGAGAGCUAUUUUUUGACUGUCAGAUUGGGGUGGUGGGCUGUAGAGCUCUGUGUCUGAAAGGUUUCAUGGGAGUGUGGGACUUUGAGAAGAAGACAGACAGAAAAGAAGAGGAUGCUGUGUUCUUCUACUGUGGAGAGAAUCUAAACACUAAAGGAGUUACCUACUUGACCAAUUCAUUAUUUGACAGCCGCAGCCCAGAAAACAAUGGGGUUCGUGCAGAAUUCAUACUCGAUGCCAACCUCCACAAGGAGACCUACACUGAAGCUGCAGGGCUACAACGUUUUGGUGCCUUCUAUCUAGAUUACCUCUACACAAUGGAGAAUGAGAGUGGAACAGGGCAACAGGAUUUCUCUUCGAUGGGUAAGGUGGACUCUAGUCAGUCGGUGCAGGAAAUGUCGAUAAAACGAUUGGUCAUUGGCCCCCUGGAUCUACUGCUUCAUAGCAGUGCUGUCCAUCGCAUCUUGAAAAUGAUCGCCUGUGCCAUGGACCAUGAGUAUGAGCCCUACUACACACUGAAGCCAGAUGUGAUGGAGGAGAACAAGGAGGUUCCUUCAGUGAAUGAGAAAGACUUGGAAGAAUUUAUCCCAACACGGCUGACAUGUGUCACAAUACUAAAGGCCUCCAUUACUGUUACCAUGGCAGAAUUCAACCUGUUGCAUAUACUGCUUCCUGCUAUAUUGGGCCAGAAGGGUUUGGCUGCACAGUCAAAUACUACACAGUUCCAUCCAGUGAGGCCACUGCCUGCACUCCGUAUGCAGGUAGAGAGGGUAAAUCUGGAGCAUUCAGUACCAAUGUAUGGCACAGAGCUCAUCCGCACUGUCAGCAGCCUCAACCUGCCCUCGGACAACCUCCUGCACCACUGCUACACACACUGCUGUCUGAAGGUAUUUGAGUUGCAGGUUGGAUUGACCCUGCUGGAUAAUGAGGGAACACCUCCACCACUCUUACCCAUAAUUCCCUGCUUUAGUACUGCCCUCUAUGGGAAGAUACUUCAGUUUCCCAAUUGCUGGCCAAAGAGGUCCACAGUGUCCAUAACAGAGUACCUGUUUGAGUUACCGAAAUUCACAGUGCAGGCCACUCAUGCUCAGAUGUUGCUGCUACACUGUUUGUGGCAGAGCUGGACACACAGCACAGAGAGUGGGGUCGGUCCCACUGUCAGCGACUCACUCAUCAAUGAGAUCUACAGAACACUAGGUGUAAAAUGUGCUCCGACUUUGGAGGUAUCAGUACAGAGUGUGGAGCUGAAGGUGUGCCAGAAGUCAAUGCUAUGGUGUGCUUCAGGAAUGUUGGGAGCGGUCACAGUGUGUUCCAGGACUCAGGGUAUAGGUGAGCGGCAGAAGGAGCAGCUGGUGGUAGUGCUGCAGGGCCCAGCUGACACACGAGAGCUAUACAGUAGACAGUGGCUGAGUGAGAACCGUCGUCCACAGUCUCUUCUAGCACCAGACCUACUCACGUUCUCGCUACAGAUCCCUCAGCCCACUGGAGACUGGCAUAACUCUGGCGCUGUACUACUUGUUGGUGUGCAGGGCAUUGCUGUUAAUGUUGAUCCUAUAUUAUCCACUUGGCUGCUGUACCAUUCUCAGAGACCCACAACAAGCAGGCAGACACAACAGACUGUUGGUAGUGGCUCCAUGUUGAUGAUGAAGAUGAGGGAAGAUGAAGCAUCGGUGGCCAGUACCCCACUGGCCAAACAGCUUUCCAAUCAGGCAUCAGACUACAUCAGCAGCCCGAUGAAGACAAAGACCAUAACAGAAUCUCGUCCCCUUUCUAUCCCACUGAAGAUUACAAAGUCAGCAACUGAGUGUGCAGCUUCAGAUGAGUGGAUAAAGAAUCUAAUCACACAGACUUGGGAUGCUGUCAAACGUCUUACGCUGCAGGUGGAGCUGCAGUCAUGCUGUGUAUUUGUGCCUAAGGACACCUUGCCAUGUCCCUGCACCAUAGUGUGUGGUGAUAUCCCAGGCACUGUGCGCAGCUGGUAUCACAGCCAGGCCUCCAUGCCAGGGACUCUAGUAAUCUGUCUGCCACAAGUCAGUGUGAUGAGUGCUGGGCAUAGGCACAUGGAGCCUUUACAGGAGAUUCCCUUCACCGUGCCAAAACCUGUACUGGAGGAGGGUGAUGCUUUCCCCUGGACAGUGACAGUAGGCCAGUUCAGCAUAUAUACUUUGCUGGGCCAUCAGCGCUCUCUCUCUCUCCUGGAACCGGUAGGGUGUACCUCUACCCUCGCUGUCACCUCUCACAAACUACAGCCGACUUCUCCAUCUCUCGACUCCAGACAUGCCUUUAUCAUGUGCCUGCAUGUAGACCUACAACCACUUCACUUGAAAGUCUCCAAUCCACAGGUCCAACUGUUAUAUGAGCUGUUUCUAAAUUGGAGCAGUAUUUGGGACUGUCUGCAGAGAAGAGGAAUCUUGUGGCAUGCAUCUGGCUUUCAAGGGGAAACUCCUCCACCACCUGCUGGAUCUACCUCCCCCUUCCACAGUAGUGCAGGCACUAUUCCUCCUGAUAAUGUCAGCCUAAGUCGUUCAGCUGACCUGGGCUCCCCCACAGAGGGUGAAUCUGUGCCGACCGGUGAGGACCCCUCCUUCUGUGAGCCGAUAACUCUGGAGCAAAAGACAAGCACAAUUGGUGGUGCCAGUGGGAAGGUUAGCCUGUGGAUGCAGUGGAUGCUGCCCAAACUGACUGUCAAACUGUUUGCUCCAGACCCAAAGACAAAGACAGAGAUCUGUGUGCUCAGUGAACUGGAGGAUCUAAGUGCCUCAGUGGACAUGCAGGACGUGUACACCAAACUGAAAUGUAAAGUGAGCAGCUUCAACAUUGACCAUUACAGAAGCAGUGGGAAGGCUGGUCCCAUGUGGCCAGGUGUGUGUAGCGGGGUGUUGCUAUCCUGCACGGACAAACUGAACCGACGUACCCUGCUGCUCCGCCAAGCCAAGCACCAAGACUCCUUCAGCCACUUCUCUGCCUUCUUUUCUCCUAUGGCAGCAAAGGCUUUGGAAGCAUGUCAGCAGCCUCAUGGCUUCCUGUCACUUACAUACACACAAGCUGUGACCUGCAAUGUCCUCCAUAAGCUAACCGCACGACAAGAGACAGCAGGACCUCAGAGGCUGAAUAGUGCUGGGUCUGAUGGCUCCCCACAGCAUCUGCACGAAAUCUUGCUGACUGCUCAGCCAUUUGACCUGGUGCUCUCAUGCCCCCUACUGGCCAGCAUAACCCAGGUAUUCCACACAGUCUCGCCUCCACCUUCCAGAUGGGCAGUGAAAGAGUACCGGUCAGCUGGCCAGCCAAUGAGAGGCUGUUCCUUCUCUUCAAGCAGUCUGCCACUCAUCUAUGUCACUACCAGUGUGAUCCGAGUCUUCUGCCCUCUUCAGGACAGCAAUUUUCAUCUGAAGGAGAAGACAGAGGACACACUAGUUCUCAAGAUAGGAUCAGUCAGUGUGGCUCCUCAAGCAGAUAAUCCUCUCACCCGUACCAUACUGCGAAAAGAUAUCUACCAAAGAGCACUGAAUCUGGGUGUUCUGCGUGACCCAGGGUCAGAGGUUGAGGAUCGUCAAUAUCAAAUCGACCUCCAAAGCAUCAAUUUGGGCACUGCACAAUGGGGGCAGCUUCAGCCUCAGGCAGAAGGAACGAAGGGCAGCACACCAACUGAAGGUGAAAGAAAUUCUCAAAAUCCAGCACUGGAGUGGAACAUGGCCAGCAGCAUCCAGAAGCACCAGGAGAGGAGAGCAAUCCUCACGCCUAUCCUGACUGACUUCUCCAUACGCAUCACUGCAGCUCCUGCGAUCAUCUACAGUAAACCUGUCACCUCUGACAACAGUCCAAUGGAGGAUAUUGUGGUGUGUGGACAUAGUCUGGAGUUAAAUGUCACAUCGGCCCUGGAGAUGUUUCUAAGUUUGUCUCAGGUGCAGCUCAUCCAACAGCUGAUCCUUUCCAACAUGGUUAUUUUUGGGUCUUCAGAAAAAAGCACAGAGAAGCACAAGCAGACCCUUCACCGUGGAAAUGUUUAUACUGCAGGGUAUGUGGAGACUUCGAGGAUGGGGUCUGUCCCCUGUGGGCAGGACAGUGGUUUUGGCAGUGACAGUGAACACCUGCGCUUUGGUCAUUAUGACCAACACAGGACCACUAGCCACCGACAACUAACAUGCCUGUCCCGUCAGCCUACCAUCACCAAGAAUCUCUCCUUCAUCCCUUUUGACAUUUUUCUGACUGCCGGCAGCCUCACUCUCAUGACUUAUAUAAUGACCCAGGAUUCAGCAUCAACUAAAGAAUCCACUGAACAUACACACAAGAAAUUCAACAUACCUAAGAAAAAUUCAGAAAAUAUUGAGCCUCAGAUGCCUGAGCUGGUCACAGCAGGAGAUCUGCCCAAUAAUUCUUCAGGGACAGGAUUUCUUAUGUCAGAAGGGUUGCCAGCUUCUAGCAGGGAACACGUAAGGCAAGCACUGGGUGUUACUGUCGUCAGACAGCCUGGGAGACGGGGUGUAGAAGGAGGUCUGUUGCAGCCGCUUCUUUUCCUGCAGCUCACCCAGCCAUCUGUCCUUCUAAGCUGCCAUCAGCGCAGACAGCGCCUAGAGCUCUCGCUGUUUGACCUCACAGUGAAGGGAGUUGCCUGUGAUUACACCUACCAGGACACAGGAAAGUCUCUGCCAGAAUCUCUAGAUUACAGUGUUUUUUGGUUAGAGACAGUGGCAGGAGAGGUAGAUAGCAGGACUGGAAUCCCUCCGCCUCUUCUCUCUCUCUGCAUCAGAGACUUCCUUAAUGGGCCAGCUGAGCUAAAGGUGGAGCUAUGUAGGCCACUGAAAGUGAACCCAACACCCACUAAGCUGGAGCAGAUUAAGACAUGGAGGAAAAUCUUCUCAGAUGGGUUUAAUGUACUUGGCACCUCUUCCUGCUUCCCUGAGGCAUCUCACAGCACCAAUCUGAGUGACAGCAAUGCAGUCUCUCCUUCGAUUUCCAGUCGAAUAGCAAACAUCCUUCAGACCUUCGGUCCCUUUUAUAAGGUCUCUCUCCAGACUGUGCAGAUGAUCGUCAUGAUGGAAAUGGAGCACCCUCUCCAACCCACUCUCACAUUUUCUGUGUCCAGUAUGACAGCUGUACUGAGCACAAAGAGUGUACAGCAACCAGUUGACAGUGCAAAGGAAGUGUGUGUUUUAUGGAACUGUGAGGAUGUGUUGAUGCAGACGGGUCUGAAGGGCAGCAGAAGUGCAUUUGUUGGGCCAUUCUCCUGCAGUUUGGAUCUGGAUGUCCUCUGGUGCAGACACUGUGGUAGCCCUGACACUGGCCAACCAAGAAUUUUACUGGAACUGAGAGGAGGAUUACUACAGGUAUUUUGGGGGCAGGAGCACUACAAUUGUCUUAGUCUGAUUCAAGAGUAUCUGCAGAGCUAUCUGAAAGAGGUCGAAAGUCAGGAGGAGGAAGACAAAGAAAUUCCCAUUCCCUCACAACAGUCACUUUCUCUUAGCUCACGCUCCCACCACACAGAACAUUCCUCAGAUGACCUGCGCACUGGCAUCUUCCGGUACAUCCAGGGAUCAGAUUCUCAGAAGCUGCCAGGUGUGCAUGAAGUAAUGUUCUAUAAUGAGACCGAGGACAGUCCUGGUGUGAUGAUGUGGCGGUAUCCAGAACCUAGAAUUCUCACCUUUGUGCGCAUUACCCCUGUGCCUUUCAACACUACUGAAGACCCAGAAAUCAGCACUGCUGACCUGGGGGAUGUGCUACAGGUACCAUGCAGUCUGGAGUUCUGGGAUGAACUGAGGAGAGCUUUUGUGCCAUACCGAGAGUUCAACCUGUCUGAAAGCAAUGUGUGUGAGCUCAAAAUGCCCACACUAAAUUUCCACACAUAUCAGAGUGACCUUGUGCCUUCUAAUCUCUGGAGAGUUGUGGUUAACAAUACAGCAGAUGGAGGAGAUGAGAGCUCAGAAAGUGAGUCGGGUUCCCAGUUACAUUGUGAGCAGUUGGUAUCUCCUACUGCACUGGCAGCAUGUAUGCAGGUCGACUCCUGUUUUGCACCGUGGCUUGUGCCAUCACUGGGUGUGUCAGUGAAACUGGCCCACCUGGAGCUACGGCUGUGCCAUCACCUGGAACAGCUUGGUAAAGCUCCAUCCCAGCGGCUCCGUCCCUUCCUUCCAGACAGGAAGUUGCCAUUUGUUCAAGAGUUUGCGGUGGUGUCUCUGCGAGAGCCAAAAGCAUUUGUGCGAGACUGGAGUGAUGGGGCUCAACUAGGGCAGGAGCUGCACUUGUAUUCCACACUGCAGUGCCAAUUAGUGGACUACCGGAACCUUACCCUCUUGCCUCUCCUGCAACCAUUUAGCCUACAGGGCCAUGCCAUUAAAAAAUACACACACUCCCAGCAAACAGAGCUGAUGUUCAAUUUCAAUAUGUUCUUGGAGCCCAUGUUGAUUACAGUGGGGCAGCACAUUAUACAUACCUUGGACAUAGCAGUGAAAGCAUGGAAACAGAACCUGAAGCCAGAGGCAGAGGAACUCAUUUUCUGUCACUAUGUAGUCUGUAACGACACACAGGAGACACUAUGUUUUGGUCAGGUGGAUACAGAUGAAAGUGUUGUGCUGUCUAGUGGACAAAGCCACCAGUAUUGUUGGAGAUCGCACAAAGCCCCACAGCUGCUGCAUGUGUGUAUUGAAGGCUGGGGUAACUGGCGCUGGUCAGAGCCAUUCAGUAUUGAUAAUGUGGGGACAAUGGUCAGAUGCAUCCAAAGGAACAGCCAAAUUGCUUCACUCAUUAUUAAAAUCCAGCAGCUGAAUGGAGUGCAGAAGCAGAUUAUUAUCUGUGGAAGGCAAGUGAUCUGUAACUACUUGAGUGAGGUGAUUGAGGUGCAGUUGGUACAGCGCUGUGUUGGGCUGGAGGACCAGGUGCAGAUGCGAAAGCUACAAUCUUCUGUUGAUCCAGAGAGCAAGUUACCUUCAUAUGUGCUGGAGGACUCUGAGGUGACUGGUGUCUGUGUGCGUCAACAAAAAGAUCAGGAAUGGUCCCAGGAUGUAUAUCUUAAACAUACGUCUGUGAACAACAGCUGUGUGCUUCAGUUCCCAUCUUCUACUGGGUCCUUGGUGUCUGUCUGUUGCACAAUAAUAACUCUGGAACCCAACUCUAAUAUGCAGCAAAGAGUGGUGGUUUUCAGUCCUCUAUUUGUAAUGCGGAGCCAUCUCCCAGACGUUGUCUUCGUGCAGGUAGAAAAGCGGAGUUUGGGGCAGAAGGAAUGCCAGCUCAUACAAGGCCAAGGGCGGGAGCAAGCUCUGUUCAACUUGGAGCCAAACCUAACACACCACCUCAUCUUUCAAGCCAGUGAAGAAAGAGAUAUAUCCCACUGUGCAGUACCAAUCUCCUCAAAUCUUAUCAAGCAAAUUCUGAAUAAAGCUGGCCCAGAGAAGAGUGAAAACCUCAACAAAAUCCUGGAACACUUCUAUGGCCCCAGAAGUUGUGACUCACCAUCCUGGCCCUACACCUACAAAAACCCAGACAAGCAGGAGACAGAGCCAGUAGCUCAGUGGGACAGUCCCAUGCAGGUGCGCUUAUGUGCAUGGAAGACAGGUUUGAGCACUCUUCUUGUGGAGUUGUUGCCUUGGGCUCUGCUCACCAACCAUUCUCAGUGGGAUCUCUGGCUCUUUGAGGAUGAGAGCAUCGUUCUCCAGAUUCCUGCUGGCAAGACCAUUGUGCCCCCAAACUUUAAGAAGGCAUUUCAAAUUGGCCUUUAUUGGCCCCACACUAAUACAGUUCACAAGUCAGAAGCAGUGCAUCUGCUACAUGAUUUAACCUCACCACGCUGGACAGAGGUGGGUGGAGCCAAGAUUCUGAGCCUGGAUGAGGAGGGAUAUGUGGAUGCUGACAUAAUUCUUGGAGCCCCACCCAGACAGAAGCUCUGCCAGUUCUGUGUGUCCUCCACAGUGAGGUAUGGGAUUCAGAUCUUACAGAUUGAGGAUAAAACCAUUCUAUUGAACAACACAAAGCAUACCAUUAAUUACAAAGCACUGCUGUCUGAACAUCUAGUGUCUAUACCUGAGCAGCCUUAUAGUCACUCGCACACAAGUGUGUGGACAAUGGAUCCUGGGUCAGAGGCUGGCAGUCCUUCAAGGUGUGCAGUGUCUUGCUGGGAUGUGUUGAAAGAGAACCCCACAGAAGAGCUUUCCUCUAUGCUACCCCAAAAGCGAAUUCUUCUCAGCUGCAUGAUAGAAUCCAAACAGGAUGAGAAAUUAUGGAGCCUGCCAGUCCCUGUGCAAUCUGAUUUUCCAAGACAAAGUGUGGCUGUGCCCAUACAGCAGAAUGAUGACAACCCCCUCACCACCAGGGCCCUGGUUGUGACAUAUCUGGAGCAUUUAGGAAUCAACUACAUAGCUGUGAGUGAGGACCAAUGUCCCCGCAUGCUGAUCCAUAACCUUUGUCCUAAAACCCUGCUGCUGAAGGAAAACCUUAAAGAACCUGCUAGGGCAGAGGUGUUCUGUAAGAGGCUGCCCCCUCUGUGCUCUGUGCACCAUGAGAUGUACUACCAUUUGUCCAGUUUCCCUGAAUGCAGGCAGAGAGAUACUCUGCCCUCAGUGAUGCUCAGCAUCGCCUCUGAUGCACCCAGCCCUGCGGCCACUCCUACCACUCCCAAAUGGACUGAUGACAUUGACAUUAACAGCCUUGGCACACAGGUAGCGGUCUUGCCAGGUUUUGGGUGUUUAUAUAUUACUGUAGCUUGUCAGAAUGGCACCAUUGUCCUCACCCUUGCACCUGAGAGCUGUGAUGAUGCUGCGAUCAACAGACACCAAAGAGUAUCUAAUCAGAUGCUGUCUUUCCAUGUGAUACUAAGUGAAGUUAGCAUGGCACUUUGUGAUGACAUCACGAGUCCGACUGGCUCGGUGGAACUCUUGCGUUUAACCAUGUCUAAGGUUUUGGUAUUGCUGCCCUUACCAGAGCCCACUAUGGGUGAGACGCCAACCUUUAAUGGUCACCAUGUGAAGAUACUGUGUGGCAGCCUGCAGGUGGACAACCAGCUUUACAGCUGCUCAAGUUUUCAUUUUCCUGUCCUGCUGUGUCAGGAGCAGUUACCAGACACAGAUUUGUGGGUGGGUGUUAAGGACUUGAUCAUAAAUCCUGAGGCUUUAGAGGAGUUACGCCAGAUGUGUUUCCUGUGUGUGGGCCUCACAUUGUCCAGCAAUGGGUACCACCUAGAAAAGGUCAGCUUCAAACUUCAACCAGCCCGCAUCUAUCUGGAGGACACCUUUAUAUACUACCUGAAAACACUAUUCCAUACCUAUGUACCUGUUUCUGUUGUGGGUGACAAAGAGUUUGGAGACCCCAGUCUCAUUAUACCUGUACAGGUUUACCAGUCAAUGCAGACUCUUGUUAGGCCUGUCCAACUACAGCAGCUGUUAAUUGAACCAGUCAGUCUUUUGGUCAGUAUACAUGCUUCUCUGAAGCUCUAUAUUGCAUCAGACCACACACCACUUUUCUUCUCCAUUUUUGAACGAGGGCCACUCUUUACCACUCCACGUCAGUUGAUACAUGCACUAACAUUGCACUAUGCUGCAGGAGCCCUUUUCAGAGCAGGUUGGGUUGUGGGUUCUUUGGAGAUCCUCGGCAGUCCUGCAAGCCUUGUACGCAGUAUUGGAAAUGGAGUGGCUGAUUUUUUCAGGUUGCCAUAUGAAGGACUAACACGUGGUCCCGGAGCCUUCGUCAGUGGUGUGUCUCGUGGAACCAGCUCAUUUGUCAAACACAUUUCAAAAGGCACUCUGACGUCCAUUACCAACUUGGCCACAAGUCUAGCACGGAACAUGGACAGACUGUCUUUAGAUGAGGAAUAUUACACACGCCAAGAGGAGUGGAGGAGGCAACUCCCAGAGACUCUGGGUCACGGCCUGCGCCAAGGCCUGUCCUGCUUGGGACUCAGCUUACUGGGAGCAAUAGCAGGAAUUGUAGACCAGCCCAUGCAAACAUUUACAAGGUCUAUAGAGGCUCAAAGCACUGCAGCCAGUACUGCCCGUGGUGUCAUCUCUGGAGUGGGAAAAGGCAUUGUGGGAAUUUUUACCAAACCAAUCGGAGGCGCUGCUGAGCUUGUGUCACAGACAGGAUAUGGUAUUCUGCAUGGUGCUGGGCUUUGGCACUUGCCAAAGCAGCUGUACCUGCCGACAGACUUAAAAUCAGCUGAUGGAGCCAAUAGCCAUCUUAAAUAUGUUUGGAAGAUGAUGCAGUCUGUGGGGCAUCCGGAAGUACACAUGGCACUGUGUGUAUGCAUGAUGAGCAGUUCAGGGCAGGAGCAUGCAGGCUGUCUGCUCCUAAGUGGAGAGGUGCUCUUUAUUGUGAGUGUGUGUGAAGACACACAACAGCAGGCCUUUCCUAUUACUGAGGUACAGUGUCAACAGGAUGCACACAACCCUGAAAAACUCACACUCACUCUGCAGCAGCAUCGAGUUACCAGCAACAGUGAGGGUGACGGUGUUCGUGAGCGUUUAUCUGAGCAGCAAUACCGUUGGUUGAUGGACUAUGUAACGUGUGUUUCGCAGUACUUCUCCUCUUCCUCACUCUUCCAGCCACCAGUCGUCAUGUCAGCUGAACCGGCCCCAAGUAUCACCAAAACCUAUCAUUACCGUGCAGACCCCGCCUACAUCCAAGUCUUCAUCUGUAAAUUCAACAUGGUGAAGAAUAAGGCACUGGGCAUUGGCUUUAACUGAGAAUAUUUGUGUCCUCUGGUGCACAAAUAUAAUAUAUAAGUAUUGAGUGUUUACUUUAAGAGUGACUUCUACAUCAACAGAUCUGAGGUCAUAUGUCUGAUAUGGUAGUCUCUAAACGUUAUUCAGAUUUUCAUUUUAGAUGUCUGAAUUAGAGCAAAUUGUUGGCCUAUAUUUACAAAGAAGGCUGCAAUAUGGACACUCUACACUGUCAUGUCGAAUGCAUUCUUUUGUUAAACCAUAUUUUAUGUUGCAAAAAAUAUUGAUGAAUAUGGUUGUAUGGAAGUACUAUUUAAAUACAAGAUGUUAAUUUGGACUUAAAUCUGUUUGGGGGCCUUUUUCUCUGACUGUGAAAGAAAACAACAUUUUAAUUUGGACUGGUUUUAAACCUGUUAACUGGUUCUUAGUCCAUUUUUUAAAAUAAGAAUAUUGUUAAAUGUCAAUUUUGUUUAACCUUAAUAGCCAUUGUAAAUUGCCAUCAUGCACAAUUAAUAAUAUGUAAUAUAUUCUGAUUAAAAAAUGCAAAAUAUUCCUAGAUCUCGAGC